Molecule: messenger RNA, 1840 nt
Organism: Xiphophorus maculatus (southern platyfish)
Lineage: Eukaryota; Metazoa; Chordata; Actinopteri; Cyprinodontiformes; Poeciliidae
Gene: chodl
Product: chondrolectin
Exons: 7
Coding region: 640-1467 (275 amino acids)
Biological process (GO): positive regulation of axonogenesis
Cellular component (GO): cytoplasm
Source: RefSeq, a predicted model, not a curated record
UUAGUCUUCAGAUUUUGAAAACAAAUUUUAUUCAGCUUCUGUUCUCAUGAAUUUCUCUUUUCAAUUUUGUGCAAAUUAUUAAAGUUAUUCGUCUCAACUGAAAAUAAAGUGAACCCCCGAUGUGUGAGGGUCAAACAAAGAGCUGAUGAGAGCAGCGGCUUCAUGUGUUCAUCAGGCCCCGCCCCAAACACUGGCCCUGGACCAAUCAGAGAGCUGGGAGCCGGUCUGGACGUAGACGGACUGGACCGGGUCAUCUGAACCAGAGAAGUUUCAGAGUUACCCACAACCCGACUGGACCUGAUGGUUCUGCAACCUGGAGCUUCAUCCUCCUCCUCUUCCUCUCAGGUUUCCUUUAAUUACUUUAAGCGUGCGCGUCGGAUCGAUCGCUGCUCAGGAAGUGUUGCUGCAGACAUCAGAGGAGCCGCUCCGCGAUCGAUCAGCUGCAGCAGCCAAUCAGCAAACAGCAGGGGGAGGUGGGGAGGGGCGGCCAGCUGAGGCUCAGAUCGAUGCGGGAGGAGGAGACGCCGCAGAGCCUCAGCUCCUCUUCAUCCUCUUCCUCAGAGCGGAGAGGAGCCGCGCGGAGCAGGACGCCGAGCCGCGGGCUUUUAUUCUGAAAAACGCGCCCCAGCUGAGGAAAACAUGCUGCUGCUGGUGCUGGGCGUCGCCAUGGCAACGGCAGGGUCAGGGGUCAGCGCGGCGCGAGUGGUGAGCGGUCAGACGGUGUGUGUGGGAGGAGCCGAGCGUCCCUGCUACAAGAUGGCGUAUUUCCACGACGUGUCGAGCCGCGUGGCGUUCGGCGAGGCGAAGCAGGCCUGCCUCAUGGACGGGGGGGCGCUCCUGAGCGUGGAGAGCCAAUCAGAGCAGAGCGACGUGGAGCACCUGCUGCAGGCGCUGCGUUCAGGAGCAGUGGGCGGAGCCAAAGGUGGAGGCGGGAUUUCUGACGGGGAUUUCUGGAUCGGCCUGACUCGGGGGGGCGGAGCCAACCACACCUCGACCCCAUGCCCUGACCUGUACCAGUGGACUGACGGCAGCGUGGCCACCUUCAGGAACUGGUACCUGGACGAGCCGUCGUGCGGUGGCGAGGCCUGCGUCGUCAUGUACCACCAGCCCAGCGCGCCCCCUGGGCUGGGCGGGGCUUAUCUCCACCAAUGGAACGACGACCGCUGCAACAUGAAGCACAACUUCAUCUGCAAGUAUCAGCCAGCUGUGACUGCAGGUGGAGGCGUGGUGACCCAGGCGGACGGUGGUGGCAGCUUCCCCCCUCAGGUGGCUGUGGCAGGAUCUUCAGGAAUGCUGCUGCUGUACGUGGUGAUUCCCACCAUCCCACUGCUGCUGCUCAUCCUGGUGGCUUCAGGGACCUGCUGCUUCCAGACGCUCAGCAGGAGUCGUCCUCGGACCAAGACCCCCGCCGACCAAUCAAACCUCUGGAUCGCCACGACGCCCCAACCCGACGGCAUGGAAGUGUGACAUCACUGUGAUGUCAGCAGUAGAUCAGUGAUGUCAGAGACUUUUAGUUUGUUACUUUGGUUGAAACAGUUUCCUGUUUGGCUCCUCCCUCCUCCUGUGACUCCGCCCCCUCAGCCUGAGUUAAAGGGGGCGAAGUCAGAGUGAUGUCACAGUGAGUGGGUGGAGCUUGUCUGUUGUAACUUGUUCUGUUGUGAGAAUCUCUGGCGCCUCCUGCUGGAUAGAAGAGGAGACGAAGUACGGAGCAAGCAGAGGGACAAACUCCCAUGAUGGUGGGUUCGAGGGGAGUCCGACGUUUGGACGGCAGGGAGCUGCUGCUGCGUUUCUGUGGUUCUGAUGCAUGAAGCUUUGAUGUUUAAUAAAAAAUGUUCCAUCA